Messenger RNA from Cydia pomonella (codling moth), 1551 nucleotides. RefSeq lists its product as uncharacterized. The record is from RefSeq and is a predicted model, not a curated record. Lineage: Eukaryota; Metazoa; Arthropoda; Insecta; Lepidoptera; Tortricidae. The coding region runs from base 1 to 1194 and encodes 397 amino acids. The transcript has 2 exons.
AUGGUGUACACGGGUGUUUGCAACUUCAACUCUAGGCAUGGAUGUUUAAAAUGUACGACUGUAGGAGAAUACUCGCAUCAGUAUCAUACUGUCGUUUUUCCAAACUCAAGAUGUCCUAAAAGAACAAAUGAAGAAUUCAGAAAUAAGAAAUAUAGAGAUCGUCUAAAAUCUGAUACACCCCUUUUAAAAUUACCCAUAGAUAUGAUCGAAGAUUUUCCUAUUUCCGAUUCAUUACAUCUGAUUGACUUAGGAGUCAUGAAACGAUUACUCGUGGGAUGGCGUGAUGGAAAUUUUAAGAAUCUUACUACAAAAUGGCGAGCUGACGAUACGCUGAAAGUAACACAGUUCUUACUCACCUGUAAACUACCCUCCGAAAUUCAUAGAUCCAUGCGAGGUCUAGAUGAGCUUCAUCAUUGGAAAGCAUCUGAAUUCCGGUCAUUUUUCUAUUAUUUGAGUAUUGUUAUUCUGCCUGACUUUAUGUCGAAAGGACCCUAUGAACAUUUUUUGACUCUUUUCUGUGGGGUAACAAUUUGCUCUAGCCUAAAGUACAGCUCAAUAUUGGACCUUUCUCACGAAUUAUUAUUAUAUUUUGUAGAAAACUUUAAAACAUAUUAUGGUAACUACAUUACUAGCAACAUUCAUAAUCUGGUACAUAUUACUGAUGAAGUUCGUAAAUUCGGCCCACUUAACACCUUUAAUUCUUACCCUUUUGAGAACAAACUGUACUGCAUUAAAAAAAUGCUUAGAGCUGGCAACAAGCCAUUAUCACAAAUAGCUAAAAGGCUUACAGAGAGUGAUUGGAAUGUUAAAUCUAAAUUAAGUAAAGCGAAAAAUGAAACUAACCAAUAUCCUGUCAUAAAAACAAAUAGUAAAAAUAGAAAAAUAAUAGAUUUUGGUAUGUUUGUAAUUUCUAACAAAAUACAGGAUAAGUAUUUUAUGACUACAGAAGAAGAAAUUAUAGAAGUGGCAGAAAUAACCGAUGAACAUAUCAAAGGGUACAGAAUUGAAAAUGUAUCUGACAUCUUCGAAUUACCUAUUAAGUCUUCAUAUCUUAAUAUGUUUAAAACAGGUGUACAAAAUGGAAACCGUACAACAGAAAUCAUAAGUUUCAAUAACGUUAGCUAUAAGUUUGUAGUAACUACAAACAAAAAUGAGCUUUAUUUCAUUCCUCUAUUACAUACAUUAAUAAUUUAAACUGUAUAGACCGUAUUCCAAUUGCUAUGUAUUUACUUGGGCACGCUGCUGUUUAGUAACUAAGAACAGUAGGAAGGAAGGAAAGGAAUGAAAACCAAGGAAGGAAUACUUAUCUUGAUCACAUGCUAUUUAUAAAAAGUGUUGGAUAUUUGACUAAAUGUGUAAUAUUAAUGUGAAUUGUAAUAAAACAAUUAUUUAAGUCAAUCAGUCUUCCUUUUAUUUUCAGUACAAAAAUCACUUGAGAAUACUUAAUUGUCCGAUACAUCACUACCUAUUAAACGAUUACACUUAACAAAGUACGAAAAAAAAGCAAGUUAUAAAUCUGAUUAUUGAGUAAACGCAAGUGUUUUACUCGAG